AUGAGAUUAACUACUUUAUUUGUCACUGUUUUUAUUAUAACUACAGCUAAUGCUUCUUUCCUUUCCUGGGUCAGUUCAAUUUGGUCAUCAUGGAGUGGUGGAUCUUCAAGCACACCAGCUGUAACUUCAACUGCUACUGGUUCUUCUCCUGCAGAAACAACUGCUGCAAACCCAGGUGGUGAUGACCUUGAUUGUGAUACUGAUGAUGACAAUGAUGAUGAUUAUCCAACCACAACUACCGCUCCACCAGCAACCACUCAAACAUCUCCACCAACUACUUUGACAACUAGUUAUACUACCAGUGGAGGUGAUGAUGAAGGUGAACCGGGCGAUGACGAUGAAUGUGACGACGAUGUCCCAACUACUGACGGUGGAGAUUCUGGUUCCGCAGCAACCACUUCAGCAUCCACUGGAGGAUCUUCUAGUGGUCUUUUCGGAAAAAUUGUUUCUUGGAUUAGUGGCUGGUUUUAG
This is a messenger RNA of Candida tropicalis MYA-3404, 471 nucleotides long. RefSeq lists its product as uncharacterized. The record is from RefSeq and is a predicted model, not a curated record. Bases 1 to 471 code for a protein of 156 amino acids. The transcript has a single exon. NCBI's taxonomy places the organism in Eukaryota, Fungi, Ascomycota, Pichiomycetes, Serinales, Debaryomycetaceae.